Messenger RNA from Nymphaea colorata (pocket water lily), 1388 nucleotides. Its product is annotated as replication factor C subunit 2. Bases 159 to 1133 code for a protein of 324 amino acids. Gene Ontology annotation, molecular function: DNA binding; DNA clamp loader activity; ATP hydrolysis activity. The transcript has 7 exons. Gene Ontology annotation, cellular component: DNA replication factor C complex; nucleus. The record is from RefSeq and is a predicted model, not a curated record. NCBI's taxonomy places the organism in Eukaryota, Viridiplantae, Streptophyta, Magnoliopsida, Nymphaeales, Nymphaeaceae. Gene Ontology annotation, biological process: DNA repair; DNA-templated DNA replication.
ACCGGCGGGCUGUUUUCUCAAUUUCUCUCUCUACUUUUCCCUCCAAAAAUGGGCGGGAGGCUGCCUGGGUUGGGCUUUAGGGCUUGUGGGAGAAGGCAAACGGGCUGAUUGGAGGACGAGGAGGGAAGGAAAACCGGAGACGAGAGAGGAAGGAGGAGAUGGGUUCGUCGGAGAUGCCCUGGGUGGAGAAGUAUCGGCCGACGAAGGUGGCUGAUGUGGUCGGAAACCAGGACGCCGUCUCCAGGCUGCAGGUCAUCGCUCGUGAGGGCAAUAUGCCCAACAUCAUCCUCGCGGGACCCCCUGGGACUGGAAAGACCACGAGUACUCUGGCUCUUGCUCAUGAGCUUUUGGGUGAAAAUUUUAAGGAAGCUGUUCUAGAGCUGAACGCAUCAGAUGAUCGAGGUAUCGAUGUCGUCCGGAACAAGAUCAAGAUGUUUGCACAAAAGAAAGUAACAUUACCGCCUGGUCGACAUAAGAUCAUCAUUUUGGACGAAGCAGACAGCAUGACAUCAGGAGCACAACAGGCAUUGCGUCGGACAAUGGAAAUUUACUCUAGUUCUACGAGGUUUGCCCUUGCAUGCAACACAUCUUCCAAGGUUAUUGAACCCAUCCAGAGCAGAUGUGCAAUUGUUCGUUUCACAAGGUUGUCAGACCAAGAGAUUCUUGGGCGACUCAUGGUAGUGGUUGAAGCUGAGAAGGUACCUUAUGUGCCAGAAGGACUUGAAGCUGUUAUCUUUACAGCUGAUGGUGAUAUGCGGCAGGCUUUGAACAAUUUACAAGCUACAUUCAGUGGAUUCAGAUUUGUCAAUCAAGACAAUGUUUUUAAGGUGUGUGAUCAGCCUCAUCCAUUACAUGUCAAGAACAUGAUAAAGAACAUUCUGGAUGGCAAAUUUGAUGAGGCUUGUUCUGGUUUGAAGCAACUUUAUGAUCUGGGUUAUUCUCCUACUGAUAUCAUCACCACAAUUUUCCGUAUAAUAAAAAAUUAUGAUAUGGCCGAAUAUCUGAAAUUAGAGUUCUUAAAGGAAACUGGGUUUGCACACAUGAGAAUUUGUGAUGGUGUCGGUUCUUUACUUCAACUAUGUGGUUUCUUAGCCAAGCUUGCAAUGGUACGGGAAACUGCUAAGGCCAACUAAAAGGUUCUUUUUGCCUUUUAUUGAGCAGAGGUGCUACUGUGGGAUAUUUUGUUCUGGCUUCCAUUUCAAUGCCUUACUGAGAGCAACUUUGAGCGGCGAUAUGGAGGUUGUUUACUUGAAGAUGUAUAUAUUACAAUUGGCACAAUUAGGAUUCCUCACUUGAGUCCAGUUUGUUUGAUUGUAUUGGCUUUUGAGGAAUGGCUGAACAUGUACUUGCUAAUUGUGACUUUCAAGUUUCAACUGCAUUGUCUUUCC